CUUGUAGGGCUUGCUCGACGUUGGGAUUCCAUGGACCCACCAGGUCCAAUUAUUGAGCAACAACUCUUUCGUUCCUUGCGUGAGAAACACGUGUCCUAGGAGCCUUAAGGGUUUCUACCUUGUGACGUCAGGUAGUUGUGAUGUCUUGACGUGGCGUGGCUAGGAAGAGAUAUUUAUCCGAUAGAGAUGAAUUGAAAGCAUAAAGAACCUCAUCCAUUCUCCUGCAUUGAACAACUAUAUCCAUGACAGCUUGAGAAGCAGAGCUCUUGUUUCGUUUCUAUCGCUCUCCCAUCAAUCUCAUGUCAGACGACUCAUUUUCUUACGAUGAUUGGUUCUCUUACCGACUUGCUCCCGACGGCGACAUCGAAGAUGGAUGUCAUCCAGACGAAGCGCAGGCGAUGAAAGACUACCUGCGCCAAAAGACAACUGUAACCGAAGCCGCUCAAGCCAUCACUUACCCAGUUACGAGAGAAGACGACCCUACAGACAACCUUCAUCGUCUAUGGGGCUUCCUUGAGGAUUCACUCGUAGAACUGCCAUCGAAACACAUCGACCCAUUGAUAUUACUAUUACAAGCUAUCGAAGCACUCCCCAAGCCCGAUUUCGCAGGCAACCAUGACGUUUGGGAAGGUCUUGGAAAUUUCGGCCACAUGUGGUCUGAUGGGUAUAUGAAUGGUGGCUGGAGAACGAAGGCCCGGGAAGGGAAUGGCCCAGAGUACGACAUAUCAAGAGAGAGACACGUACGAAAAGCAGAGAUCGAGGCGCGAAUUGUACAAGCAGGCAUUGGAAAGAUUCCGAUUGACUGGGGUUACGAAGUAGUUGCAGAUGCUCUAGAGAGCAGCAACGCAGUAUUUGAUUUCGAAAUUCCGGCUGCUGCGAAUUGGCUCGUGAUAUGUGGUCAAAUUUUUCGACAGGGCGCGGAAAAGCGCGAAGAGAGUUACGGCCUGAAGCCGUUCACGAUGAUUGGACCUCAUGACCCUUCGCGAGAUCUCCGGAAGGCACCCUUGGAUCGAAUCAUGACCUUAGAGCGCUGGUCGGACUGGGAACAUCGUCUAAAAGAGUUAGAGGGAGAAUUGGGGGUUGUUGGGGAAGCUGCGAAAACAGCACUCGGCGCUAUGCAGAAGUUAGAUGAUCCGUCGACAUAGAAUUUAGAGGGGUUGAUAUAUGAAAAUCGCAUGUACUUGAGCUACAAAAGUAGCGCGGUAAUAGUAAAGAAAAUUUAGUCAUCUUAUUAAAGUUUACCCCUUCUCACGCAGACGAGACUUUACUGCCCAUAGAUGAGCGAAGUUAUCGUGGGGGUAGAUCUUAACGUUAGUGCUGGUGUUUGGUCAAAAU
Molecule: messenger RNA, 1335 nt
Organism: Dothidotthia symphoricarpi CBS 119687
Lineage: Eukaryota; Fungi; Ascomycota; Dothideomycetes; Pleosporales; Dothidotthiaceae
Exons: 1
Coding region: 300-1145 (281 amino acids)
Source: RefSeq, a predicted model, not a curated record